This is a messenger RNA of Cyprinodon variegatus (sheepshead minnow), 483 nucleotides long. It is a transcript of the gene tmem256, whose product is annotated as transmembrane protein 256. The coding region runs from base 42 to 386 and encodes 114 amino acids. The record is from RefSeq and is a predicted model, not a curated record. The transcript has 4 exons. NCBI's taxonomy places the organism in Eukaryota, Metazoa, Chordata, Actinopteri, Cyprinodontiformes, Cyprinodontidae.
AUAAAGGCAGCACCUCCGUCACUUAUCGCUGGUAGGAAAAGAUGGCGGCGUCUGUUUUGGUCCGAAGGUUAGCAGCUCUGUCAGGGGCUUCUGCGGUGGGAGCAGGGGCGUAUGGAGCCCAUGGUUUCAAAAACCGAGACCCCGAUGACUACCGAAUAACGCUGUAUGAAACUGCCAAUAAAUACCAUUUCUACCACAGCCUGGCCCUGCUUGGUGCUGCACACUGUGGAAAACCUCUUGUGGCUGGCACUAUCCUCCUGGCAGGGAUGGGGAUGUUCUGCGGCCCCCUGUACCACCAGGCUCUGACCGGAGACCCCAGCAUGGGCAAAGUGGCUCCCAUGGGUGGUGUAGCCAUGAUUGCUGGCUGGUUGGCCAUGAUUCUCUGAAGUCUGACAGCUCACAUCUUCUCCAGAGGCCCGCCGUGCCCCAGCAAACUGUCAGAGCUCGAAUGGAUGAAGUGGAGAGUUUUAGGAGUUUGCUGAA